AUGGCAGCCUCAACACAGAGCGCCCUAGAGGAGAUUGAGCGCCGCCGUGUGCAGCUGCAGCAAAAUGUCGAUAAGCUGCGCAAAGCCCUCUCCCACUGGACGACCUGGGAGGCUGAGUAUGAGGCGCUCAAGGAAGAGAUCCAAGGCGCCAGCGACCCUUCACCCUCACAGAUACGUGAGAUGGCACGCGACCUCGACCUUACCCUGCUGGACCACAAGGAAGUCGAGGAGCUGCUUUGCAAGAACUCGCCCAAGGAACGCACUGCUAACCAAGUUAUUGACAUGAUCUCUAGACGCAUUGACUAUGUUCGGACGAGCAGUGCUACUAUCGAAAAGAACCUUGAUGCUGCCGAGAAGAAGCUUGCUGGUGUCGAUGUUCUGUUGGAGCCAGGCAUGGACAAUGAAGAGGGCGAGCCGAUGAUGGACAUUGAGGAAGAACUGGAUGACGAGGGCAACGAAGUUUCGAGCUCUGUGAAUCAGACGGGCAAGGCUGCAGCUGAGCUUGUUGAGGUCCUACGCAAGGCUGGUGUCCAGAAGGCGGAGCUAGAGAAGAAGAACGCAGCAGAGGCGCAAGAAGCUUCUCCAGAUGCGCCGUCCACGUCUACGCCAACUUCACACACCACACCAGAGUCGAAAUCUAGUCCGUCCUCCUCCGAAAACACGCCCACUCUACCCUCCUCCCAACCCUCAGACCCAGAGCCUGUCAAAAAGUCAGUGUCUUUCGCCGAGGAGAUCGACGUCGAACCCACCCCGAAAGCUACGCCACAACCUGCACAACCUGACUACGAAGCAAAAUUCUCUGUCGAUGAGGAUCUCACGCAGGACGACUACGAGAGCUUGGCCAAUGCCAUUAUACCAGACGAUGAGUCUGCAGAGGAAGCUGAGCUGAGACGGCAAAUGCUUCAGUAUGGCAUGUCGGAAGUCGGACAGAUUGUCGCUGAACUCGACCUGGACCAGCCUACUGCGUCAUACUCUGACGAAGAGGAUGAUGACGACUAUGGCGACUACGACACUGAGGACGACGAAGAAGAAGACGAGUAUGGCCGCAGCACCAAGCCUGUCAUCACCGAGGACUAUCGCAAACAGAUGAUGGAACUUGAGAAGAAGCUGGGCGCUCGCAUGCUUGAGAAUGUAGGGCCUGAGUCGGGCAAGCCAUCUCUCGAAGACCACAUCGGAGACAUUCGCACCAUGAAAGUGAAGAGCGACGAUCAGUUCGAUGAGUCCAUGGCUUCUCCUGCGACAAUGCCGGCGCCGGCUGAUACAAAGGACUCGAAGAAGAAGGGAGUGCGCUUUGCCGACGACCUGGACAUAUCUGAAGCGCCAAAGCCAGUACAAGAACCAGCUGGGGCCGCGCGGUUACCUAUUAGAUCGACAACGACCAUAUCCGAUACCAUUGUCGAGCGGUCUGCCGUCCCUUCAGCCCCGGUAGAGCCACCCAAACCCGCCAAGGUGUCCAGGUUCAAGAGUGCCCGCGCUGCGACGAACACUCCUCCCCAGAUGCUGCCAACACCUCCGGUUCCAGAAGCACCGCCUGUGCCAAGUGGCCCUGCUGGACGAACACUAGCCACUACCAUUACCGAGCACGCCCCUCUUCCCUCAGAGCCUCAGGCACCUGAUGAGUUUGAUCCAGUCCUUUUGGACCGCGAGAUCAAAGCAGAGUAUCACAAGGCGCGCAAUCGCUUCAUCCAGCGCCAAGGCGGAUUCAAGGCAACUGAAGAGGACGAAGAAAGUCCCAUUGUAGAAGAACGAGAUGGCAAGACCAAAAAGGUGAGCCGUUUCAUGGCGGCUAGACUCAAGGCCGAGGGUAUGUAA
This is a messenger RNA of Alternaria infectoria, 1812 nucleotides long. RefSeq lists its product as uncharacterized. The transcript has a single exon. Gene Ontology annotation, biological process: negative regulation of phosphatase activity; negative regulation of transcription by RNA polymerase II. The record is from RefSeq and is a predicted model, not a curated record. Gene Ontology annotation, molecular function: transcription corepressor activity; phosphatase inhibitor activity; chromatin binding. The coding region runs from base 1 to 1812 and encodes 603 amino acids. Lineage: Eukaryota; Fungi; Ascomycota; Dothideomycetes; Pleosporales; Pleosporaceae.